GCAAACGGAAAACGCCAUCGGUCGCGAUUAUAGCAGGAGCAGCAGGAAUCGAAUAGUUCGUAUUUAGCAGGAAACUGGCUGGCACACUAGACAGAAUCGAACAGGCAGCGGCGCAGUAGACUAUAGAGAAAAAAUCGUACACAGACCAGGCAAGGUCAUUUCUGUUUUGUAGCUUUUUCGGCAAAAGUUUCGAAAAUGAGAGUGAAGUUGCUGGUACCCCUUCUGAUAGGAUGUGCCUGUUUAGUAGAAUCUCUACCGGCUACUUCUAAACGAAUAGAUGACAGUGUGGAAUUUGUUGAUCCCAAUUAUAAUUUCGGAGACCAACCGAUCAUUGAUACUGGAGCUUUCGACGGUCCAUCGUUUUCGAAUCCUUUCGGCGGCCUUUUUGAAAAUCUAGAAGUCGGUGGAAAUUCAUUUCCAGUUCCACACCUGCCUGGUGCUGACAACCUCGACCUUGGGAAAGGAAACACCACAUCAGUCACUAAAGUCAUCGACGGUCACAAAGUGGUGAUCAACGAUACCGAGUACAAAAAAUCUGACGAAUUCGGCGAGUCGUUCUUCCACUUCCGCGUCGUGGACGUCCAACCGGACGACACGUCCACGGAAAAGGACGCCGAAGGGACGGCUUCUUCGACGCCGAGAGACACUGAAACUGUGGAGGACAGCUUGGAAAAUGAGAUACCAAAGGGCAGGGAAAUCGUUAGAGAUGGGCCAGAAAAAUUGAUGACGGCUUAAUACUUUUUGACAGUAUCCAAAUACGAGGAAUAUAUUCUUUGCUAUAUAUUUUGUAGUAUCUGAACUGCCCUGCAUCGAAAAUUGAACACUGAAAAAAGUAUCUCAUUCUUACAACCAUAACCCUAUUAAAAAAAUAUGUUUCUUGGGGGUAAUCAAUACAAUCAUAAUCAAUCUAUUAUUGAAAAUAAAUGAGUGAAUAAUGAUUUUUGAUAUACAGGUAGUUUCAAAAUUCAGUAUUAAGAUUUCAGAGCUUAUUAUUCCUCAUGUCAAGACCAGUUUUCGAGAAAUCUUGAAACCUUUUGGGAACACAUGUUUAUGGAAUGGAAGGUCCUAUUUUGAACUGGAAAUAAGCCCCUGAAAGCUUUAUCUUGAAUUUUAAAGCAGCCUGUAUAUUGAUUUAUUAUUAACAUUCGUUGAUUUAUUUGGUGUCGUUUUUUUUGCAGGGCAGGGUAUAUAUUUAUUUUAUAUGCUAUAUGUUUUAUGGAACUGAUGCAAAUUGCUGGAAUGUUUUCCGUCGAUCGUUUAGCUGAUAAUGUUGUUGGAAUUUAAGGUCACCUAGCUCCAAACAUAUUGCUACUGUAAUUCAAUGAUGUGAAGGUAUAUACAUACUUAACUAUGUGACGAAACUUCAGAGGGUUAAUUUCAAGAGAAAAAGUUCAUAUAUAUAGACAUGGGUAGGUACGGAAAUGCAUAUAAUUUUUUCGCAAAUAUCCUGAAAUCCUUUGCCCAAUUUUGAUGUUCUUCUAAUUCAAGUGUUUAUUAUGAUAAUUUUCAUCUUAGCAACAUUAGAAAAAUCAACCCUUGAAGUUUGGCCACUUUGAUCAUCUUCAAAUAUUUCUCAUUCAGGAAAAUCUCCAUUAUUGAAGAAAAACGUUCUAUAAAAUCAUACAACUCCACCACUAUUUUUCGAAUUUGAUUUUUAUCAUUGAGACCAUAUAUAUUAUUAUAGUAAAUAUAAUGAAGCAGUUUUCAAAAUUAUCAAAAUCUUCCUAGCAUGAAUCUGUCAAGGUCUAACAAGAAAUUAAUAAUAAUUAUAUGGAAAUAUCCACUGAAUUGUAUUACAGUUGCUACAAUAAUCCAUUACUUUACUGUCGGAGAUAUGUUAAUAUUAUGUUAUUAUAUCAAAUUAUACACCUACUUACUGUAGCACUAUUUUGACAUUGCAUCAAUAUUUCAGUGUGUACAAAUGUCUUAUUAUGUAUAUAAAUAUAUAACUUCCACG
Messenger RNA from Phaedon cochleariae (mustard beetle), 1957 nucleotides. NCBI's taxonomy places the organism in Eukaryota, Metazoa, Arthropoda, Insecta, Coleoptera, Chrysomelidae. The record is from the annotation of a GenBank genome assembly.